GAAAACUACACUUGCUUUAGCUUCAAACUUCUUUUUACCUUUCCCGGCGUACGUUUUAAUUGAUUGACGUUUUCUGAAUUUUUCGAUAAAUUUUUAACUCUAUCGAAAAGGCGUCCUUAUAAAAAAUGAACGGUUUAGUGAAAACUGCACAUAGAGUUAUACAAAGUUAUGCGAAAAGUACAUGUUUGACCGGGGCUUUGGCGUCUCGAACUCAAGCUCCCGUGAAGCGUGAUUUCACAAGAGGAAUAUGGCACAUGAGCUGCUCGAAACGUUUAGAUGGGACCCCUGUAGCGUCUACACUUCUCCACAAUCAUUCCAACACAUGCAGUUGUGGCUGCGGUCUGAAAGCACUCCACACAAAAGGUGAAAGAGAACUGGUUGAAUUCCUCACCGAAGAAAUUGUGGCAGAGCGCAAGGCACAGAAAACAAAGACACUUCCCAGUGAGGUGGAUGGAUUUAAAGUUGCAGGAGAUGGUGCUGAGGUGGUACUCAGCAAGCAGCUGAAAGAUGAAGUAGUAAGGAUCACAUUUAACGUGAACCAUACAGUAGAUUCAGAAGAUUUUGGUGAGGGUGAAGUGCAGCCGGAGAAGCAGGAGUUUGCAGAGAUGCGUUCCCGACCACAAUUUGAGGUGGACCUGGUCCGUGGAGACACCACACUUGGCUUCACCUGUUCGUUCCUGCAAGAACCACCGCCCGCCACUGGCGACGAAUUUAAUGAUAUCUUCGGUAUCGACGAGGUGACGAUCUACAAAGGGGAAUGGAAUGAUAAAGUGUAUGCAGUCGCAGGCGACGUGCUCGAUGGGUACUUGUAUGAUCUACUGAUGAACUUGCUUGAAGAGAAAGGCAUCAGCAACGACUUCGUCCAGAAACUGUCAGACUUCAGCACCGCAUAUGAGCACACAGCAUAUAUAAAUCUAUUGGAGUCCAUCUCAAAGUUCACUAUCGGCAAACAGUAACAGCCUUCAGACACCGCGCACAGAUGGCGCUGACCUUCUAAUUAUUUAGUUUAUGACCAAGGAGUUAGGUUGCAAAUGUCACAACUUAUUUGCAUACAGGCUAAAAUAAAAUAGUAAAUUUCAAAUUAUUUUUGCUUUUCUGUUUUUCAAACUUAACAGACAGGACUCCAUACUUUGAUGAUAAAAAAAUUCAUUUGCUGCCAUGAUUUUUGUUUUUACAGACUGAUUAAUUUGAAACUAUGGAAUAAUGAGAAUAACGGCAUUUAUUUUCUGUUGAUCAGCUAAAGAAUGUUAGUUUAGUUAGUUAACGCAGAUGGUGUUAUUUGUUAACAAUUUUAGAAUUAUGUUUAGUUUUAAAAAUGUCUGAAUAAAUGUUAGAAACAAGUCC
Diatraea saccharalis (sugarcane borer) is the source of this 1344-nucleotide messenger RNA. Lineage: Eukaryota; Metazoa; Arthropoda; Insecta; Lepidoptera; Crambidae. The record is from the annotation of a GenBank genome assembly.